Molecule: messenger RNA, 792 nt
Organism: Drosophila elegans
Lineage: Eukaryota; Metazoa; Arthropoda; Insecta; Diptera; Drosophilidae
Product: clumping factor B-like
Exons: 4
Coding region: 1-792 (263 amino acids)
Source: RefSeq, a predicted model, not a curated record
AUGACAUUCGCACAGGAUCAUUCAAACUGUGAAACCGAAAAUUCACAGAACAAGGAGAAGGAUAAAAUCCAAGAGUUCUUGUCGGAAAUUGACGAAGAAAGUGGAUCGGAAGCUGAACCAUCAACAUCAACAUCAACAUCCAAAGAUUUAGACCAAUCCGAAGAAGAGGAGCCUGCUCAAGUAGACGAUAAUUAUAAAUCCCCAAAAGCGCCUUUAGAAUCUAGGAAAGUUGUGGAAUCAGAAGAAGAUACUGCGGACGAAGAUUCAGAGGAGGAAAGACAGCCUUGUUUUUCAGAAGCUGAAGAAGAGGAGCAUGAUCAACUAGACGAUAAUUAUUAUAAUUCCCUAGAACCACCUUUAGAAACUGAGCGAGUUGUGGAAUCAGAACAAGAUACCGAGGACGAAGAUUCUGAGGAAGAAGAACAGGAGCCUUUUUCUCCAGAAGAUCGUCACACAGAUACCGAUACCGAUACUGACUCGGAUUCCGAUCCAGACGAUAAACGCGAACCUUCUAGCUCUGAGGAAAGCAACGUAGAGCAACGCCAAAAUCCUAAGGGCGGCGGAGAAGACAACGACGAAGACCAGACUUCAACUUCUCACGCGGACGGAGAUCAAGGUGCAGAUUCUGAGGAAGCUAACGAUUCCACACCUUCUGACUACCAGAAGAAGGAGAGAGCUCCAAUUUUGAAAGAGAACGAUACCCCAUCAGAAUAUUACUACUGCUACUGCCUUACAACGAACUGCACGCAAAAGAAAAUCGCCAUAUUGCUGGGAGGAGCGCAGCAAAGUUAA